AUGGUUCGAUUGCGCGAGAUUCCUCGCACUGCGGCCUUCGCAUGGUCGCCUGGCUCAGCUCCGCCAUUGCUCGCUACUGGUACCCGUGCUGGCGCUGUCGACGACGACUUUUCCAACGACACGAACCUGGAGUUGUGGGACUUGCAACUAGACCAGGUCGAUGCCUCUCCCGAGCUGUCGCCUGUUGGCACCAUCUCCACAGACUCAAGGUGCGUACCCCACAACUCGACACGCUAUCUCGCUGACACUAUUGUNAGGUUUUACGAUAUCGCAUGGAGCCAACCUACCGCCGAUCGAUCUCGUGGUAUCAUCGCUGGUGCUCUCGAGAAUGGCUCACUCGACCUGUGGGACGCCGAGAAGCUCCGUUCCAGCCCCUCCGACUCGUUCAUGUCUAGAACAACAAAGCACUCUGGAGCAAUCAAGACUGUCCAAUUCAACCACACAAAGCACGACCUUCUCGCGACGGCAGGCGCCAAGGGAGAGCUGUUUAUCUACGACCUGAACAAUAUUGCCAAUCCAUUCAGACUGGGCGGAGGUGCCGCAAGAGCUGAUGAUUACGAGUGUUUGGACUGGAACAAGGGCUCAAAAGUCCCUCACAUCCUGGCUACUGGUUCGAGUGGAGGCUUCGUCACCAUCUGGGACGUUAGACAAAAGAAGGAGAACUUGACAUUGAACAACUUUGGUCGCAAACCUGUCAGCGCUGUUGCCUGGGACCCGGAUGUUGCGACCAAGCUCAUGACCGCUAUCCCCAACGACCAAGAUCCUCUGAUCCUCAUGUGGGACUUGCGUAACUCCAGUGCUCCUGAGCGCGUUCUCCGUGGACACGAGCUCGGUGUUCUCUCUCUGUCAUGGUGUCAGCAAGACUCGAGCCUGUUGCUUUCUUGCGGCAAGGACAACCGUACUGUCGCCUGGAACCCUCACACUGGCGAAUCAUACGGUGACUUCCCUGUCGUCACCAACUGGACCUUCCAGACUCGCUGGAACCCUCACAACCCUGGCCUUCUUGCAACUGCCUCAUUCGACGGCAAGAUUGCUGUUCAGACCAUUCAGAACACAAACUCAAAGGGUGAAGAAAAGACGACCGCUCAGCAGGCUUUGGAGGGUGAGGACUUUUUCAACCAGGUCCAAGACCAACCACAGCACGUCUCUUUCUCCUUGCCCAAGGCUCCCAAGUGGAUGGAACGCCCCGCUGGCGUGUCUUUUGGAUUUGGUGGAAAGCUCGUCAGACUCGCUACCGACUCGACUUCGAGAAAAUCGACUGUCAGCAUCGAGACUUUCGCUGUCGACUCAGCCGUUACCGACGCAUCCCAGAAGUUCGAAGACUCUCUCAAGAGCGGCGACCUUGCCGGCAUCUGCGAGUCCAAGAUCUCCGCCGCAACCAACGAGGAAGAGAAGGCCGACUGGCAAGUCAUUGAAACACUGAACGCUGGAAAGUCGAGGAAGAAGCUGAGAGAAUACCUUGGCUUUGCCGACGAGACUGAGGUGGCACAAAAGACGGCCGACCUCAACGUCAACGGUGAUGUUGAGAAGCCCAAGGAAGAGGAUGACAGCAACUUCUUUGGCAACGCCAACGCUGAUGGAGAAGAUGGCGAUAACUUCCUGGCCGAUCUUGCAGCGACCAAGGGUGCUAAGACCAACCAACCUUUCCACAUCUUCAGUGGUGAAGAAUCCGACGCAGACAAGAACAUCACACGCGCUCUCAUGCUGGGCAACUUUGAGUCUGCUCUUGAUGUUUGCCUGAAAGAUGGUCGUAUGUCAGAUGCCUUCAUGAUCGCCAUCUGCGGUGGACAGAAGUGCAUGGACAAGGUGCAAACUGCCUACCUGAAGCAAAAGGCCAAGGGACCCAACUACCUACGUCUUCUUGCCUCGAUCGUUGGCAAGAACCUGUGGGAUGUUGUUCACAAUGCCGAUCUGUCGAACUGGAAGGAGGUUAUGGCAACUCUAUGUACUUUCGCCGACGAGACCGAAUUCUCGGACUUGUGUGAGGCUCUUGGUGACCGUCUUGAAGAGUCGCUGUCAGAUGUUACAGACAAGGGCACUUUGAGAAGGGAUGCGUCAUUCUGUUUCCUUGCCGGCUCAAAACUCGAAAAGGUUGUCACCAUCUGGGCUCAGGAACUGCAGGAGAAGGAAAGCGCUGGGUUGGAAGCCGCCGACGGCGAGACCAGCUUCUCUGUUCACGCCAGAACUCUGCAAGACUUCAUCGAGAAGGUCACUGUCUUCCGCCAGGUUGUUGGCUUCCAAGAUCCUGACCGUCAGGCUACCGAUAACUGGAAGCUUGCUCCGCUGUACACCAAAUACACCGAGUACGCUGAUAUUCUGGCUAGUCAUGGCCAGUUGCAAGUCGCUGAGAAGUACCUGGAUCUGCUGCCUUCCAAGUACCCUGCAGCAGAGGUCGCUCAGCAGAGAGUCAAGCUUGCCAAUAGAACAAAGCCUGUGGUUCCUCAAGUCCAGAGACAGCCCGCUGCCGCUGCUCGUGCUGCACCAAUGGCACCUUACUCUGCUGCGCCAACCCCAGCACCACUUGCUGCUGGAAACCCAUACGCACCAAGUGGGGGCAUCAUGUCGACGCCUGCUCCUGCUGGUGGUACGAACGCUUAUGCUCCUCCAGGCGCUGCUCAGCCUCCUGCUGUGUCCAACCCAUACGCACCUCCUACGCAAGCUUAUGCUCCUCAGGGAUAUCAGCCUCCGCAGCCUUCAGCAUAUGGCCAACCAGGACCUUACGGUGUACCAACUGCUCCCAUGGCACCUCCUCGUGGUAUGACGCCCAGUGCUGUUCCUCCACCGCCCAAGAAGGGAGAGACGCAACAGUGGAAUGACCUUCCGGAAGGCUUCUCCAAGCCGGUCCAGCCUGCGAGAAGAAACACNCCUGGCAUGGCCGCUAUGUCUUCCCCUUUCCCUAAUGCUCCUGUCAUGUCACCUCCACCUGCUCCUGGCAGCGCUUACGGUCAACAGCCUGCUGCCGCUUUGCCUCCGCCACCAAAGGCAGGCCAGAUGCCUCCUCGAGUCAUGUCUCCAUUGUCAGGUCCUCAGCAAAUCCAGCGUCCCAUUUCUGCUGCAUCGAACGCCUACACCCCAGCUUCAGUACAGCAGUCGCCCGCCUCGAUGAUGCCUGCUCCGCCUCAGGCCCCUCCCCUCGGCCGUGGCCCUUCGCCUUACAACCUUCCCCCCUACNNUACAGCGACUGCAACUGGCCCUGCAAGCAAUCGUUAUGCACCAGCGCCUGGAUCGCAACCGACACCCGUAGCCAGCGGCUUGCCACCACCACGUAAUGUUGCUCCACCACCUAACCCCCGCCCGCUCCUCAAGCCGUUCCACCCCGCCACAAGGGCCGCCUCGUGGUCCUCCUCAGGGCCCUCUCAGAGCCGCACCUCCACCUCAAGCGACACCCCCUCAAGCCACGCCCCUCAGGCUACCCCUCCCCCAGUAGCUGCGCCUCAACAAAUGCCUUCGCGACCCACGACCGCACAGUCUCAGCGAUCCACACCCGCAGCCGCCAAAUAUCCUCCUGGCGACCGCACCCACAUCCCCGGUAACGCCAUGCCCGUCUACGAGAUUCUAUCCGCAGACAUGGCACGCGUAAAGUCACGCGCCCCUGCCUCUUUCCUCCAACAAGUCAACGACGCCGAAAAGCGCCUCAACAUCCUGUUUGACCACCUCAACAAUGAGACUCUGGUCAAGCCAGACACUGUAGCCAUGUUGGUCGAUAUCGCCCAGGCACUGCAAGCCAGAGACUUUGAUCGUGCUGGAGCCGUGUUGACGGAUAUGAUGAAGGCCAAGUUGGAGGCUGAGGGUGCUCACUGGAUGGUUGGGGUCAAGAGAUUGGUGGCUAUGAGUAAAGCUACUCCUGUGUGA
Molecule: messenger RNA, 3852 nt
Organism: Aureobasidium vineae
Lineage: Eukaryota; Fungi; Ascomycota; Dothideomycetes; Dothideales; Saccotheciaceae
Source: the annotation of a GenBank genome assembly